This is a messenger RNA of Cordyceps militaris CM01, 3684 nucleotides long. RefSeq names its product meiotically up-regulated protein. The record is from RefSeq and is a predicted model, not a curated record. Bases 1 to 3684 code for a protein of 1227 amino acids. The transcript has a single exon. NCBI's taxonomy places the organism in Eukaryota, Fungi, Ascomycota, Sordariomycetes, Hypocreales, Cordycipitaceae. Gene Ontology annotation, molecular function: lipid binding.
AUGUCCGGCAGCAUUUCCACCGACGAUGUGCGCCGCUACCAGGAACCCUACAGCGGCCACCGACCUGUUCCGACAAUCACAAAAUACCGCGAGGAGCUGGCACUGCGGCAGCAAGAAGCCAUGCAGCACGACGAGGUAGCAGCCCCUGCCGUCAUCGUCACUGAUGAGGACCUCGCCGAGCUGCGCCCCAGCCGCUCGAUGCUGUCUCCGGGCCCGCGUCCUUCGUCGUCUCUGGGAAUACGGCGCGCGCUCAGUGUCAGGGGUAGGAGCCGAUCCCGAAGCCGCAGCCGCGGCCCGGAUGAGGAGGAUGACAGACCCCAGAAUCUGCCCAUGAUCGACACGUCCCAAACGGACCCGGCCCUGACCGAUCCCCGCCAGCGUCGCAAGGAACUCGGCUCCAAGGGCAAAGAGAAGCGCCGGCAACGCGCCGAACGGGAAGUCACCGACCCCGUCACACACCAGACUAUCAUUAUCCGGGAUUUUGACGACGACGCGCUCGAAAACGUGACGUUUAACGAUGCGGCCACGCUUGCCCCCAGAAAGUCGACGUCCUCGUCACGCGACGAGCCGACCGGCACCAAGAAACCCUCUGACCCGGCAGCACUCUAUCGAGAAUUCCCCGUUCCCGAUUUUGGAGGCUUGCGCGACGAGAUUGAGCAAAUUAGCCGUCAGGGCGCCACCGUCGGCGUUUUCGGCGCCGCCAUCAUCCUCAUCGCCGCCUACGAGAUAUACAAGCUGCUUCCCACCUCGACCAAGCAGGGCAACAUCCCCUGGUUUUUGUUCUAUGGCGGCUUCUUCCUCAUGGCCUAUCUUGCCAUUUUUGUACGCGACUUUAGCUCCAGGCAGACGAGACAGCUCUUCGAAGACGAGGUCUGGCAUGCGCACCGCGAAAAGAUGAAGGCCGAGGCCGACGAGAGCACUCAUGAGCGCACCGUCUGGCUCAACUCUGUCCUGCGGACAUUGUGGCCUAUUAUCAACCCCGAUCUCUUCGCCAGCUUUACCGAUAUCCUCGAAGAUGUCAUGCAGGCCUCGAUUCCCAAAAUUGUCCGCAUGGUCAGCAUUGAGGAUAUCGGCCAGGGCAGCGAGCCGCUGCGCAUCCUCGGCAUCCGCUGGCUGCCGAGUGGCGCCACUUCAGAGACGCUGCGCCCCAAAGACGGCACCGGGAAAGACGAAGGCGACAAAACCCGAGCGAAAGACGCGGCGGCCAGUAACCCCUUUGGUCCUCACGUCAUGGAUGAUGAAGAAGGCUCCUUUGUCAACUUGGAAAUCUCAUUUGCGUACCGAACCCGGGCCAGCUCGAGAAUGGCCAAGCAGCGCAACAAUGACCUGCAUCUCUUUGUGGCAUUCUACCUGCCAGGAAACAUCAAGAUCCCGGUAUGGGUGAACCUACACGGUAUGAUUGGUACUGUCCGAGCCCGACUUCAGCUCAUCGCAGACCCACCGUUCAUCUCUCUCUGCACUGUGACGCUUAUGGGCCAGCCCAAGGUGGCCAUGAGCUGUGUGCCUCUGGUGCAGCGGGGCCUGAACAUCAUGGAUGUCCCGCUGAUUAGCAAUUUUGUGCAGGCGGCCGUCGACGCUGCUGUGGCGCAGUACGUUGCGCCCAAGAGCUUGACUAUUGAUUUGCAGAAGAUUCUGGUGGGCGAAGACUUUAAGAAGAACACCUUGGCCAAGGGUGUCUUGAUGGUCACCAUCAAGCGUGGCUACGAUUUCAAAAUGGGCGACGCCGCCAUUCCCUUCUUCAGGGAAGGCGGCUCGGACCCCUACGUAUCUGUCGGCUGGGCCAAGUUUGGCAAGGUUGUUUGGAGCACCCGCAUCAUGUUUAAAGAAAUGUCACCUUGCUGGGACGAGACCUGUUUUGUCCUGGUCACGCCGGAAGAGCUCAACAUUGACGAGCGUCUCCGCGUCCAGCUGUGGGACUCGGACCGAUUCACGGCCGACGAUGACCUGGGCCGCAUCGAAGUCAGUCUAAAGGAAAUCAUGGAAAACCCAGAGUCGAACGGCAAGAUGUCUCAUCGCGCCGACGGCUUCAGAGCGCUCAAGUCGGGAGACAACAUGCCGGGGAAGCUGGAAUGGAGCGUCGGAUACUUUUCCAAGACGAAGAUUCUCGACAGCCAGUUCCAGCUACAGACGCGGGACCCGCGCGUGCGUAACAUGGAACAACUCAAUAAAAAGGUUGAGCGCACCUGCGAACGCAAGCUGCGCGAGGCUAUGCUCAAAGACACCACGCUAGAGCGCCACGAAGAGGAUAUGGAGAAGAAGCGCGUGCUCGAGUUCAAGACGGAGCACGACGAAAUGAUCAUUUCGGCGCCGCCUCCAGAAGAUUAUCCGAGCGGUCUGCUCAGCAUCCAGAUUCACAACCUGACAGGUCUCGAAAUUAAGAAGCUCAGCAAAGAGCACAAGUCCAAGUUUGGAAGUGCCAGCGACGAUGAGGAGGAGACUGGUGAAGGCCUGCCCUCGUCGUACUGCACCAUUGUUAUUAACCAUCGAAAAACCUUCAAGUCUCGUGUCAAGCCUCAGAAUAGCAAGCCGUUCUUUAACGCGGGCUGCGAGCGCUUCAUUAGAGAUUGGCGCGACUGUGAGGUCUACGUGUCCGUCCGCGACGCCCGUUUGCAUGAAGAUGAUCCUCUGCUGGGAAUCGUGCACCUACCUCUGGCUCAAGUAUUCAAGCAACGGUCUCAGGUCAUGGGGUGGUGGCCCAUCUCGGGCGGCAUCGGCAAUGGCCGUAUCCGCAUCUCUCUCGUGUGGCGCAGCGUGUCGCUCCAAGCGCCACGGAACCUGCUCGGCUGGCAGUACGGCACGCUCGAUAUCCGCCACAAGGCUAUUGGCACAGACGUGCCGGAAGAGCUGCGCAGCUGUAAGAUUCGUCUACAAACCAAUAUCAGCACGGGUAAGAUGUAUCCCUCCGCUACAGAAGACGGCCACGCUGUUUGGGCGACCAAGUCGAGCAAGCAUGUUGCUCUGGCGCUGCACCAGCGCUAUAGCAGCUGCUUGUCUCUCACCUUUGUCGAUGGCCGACGUCUCCUGGGCGAGAGCAUUUCCGCGUUUUGCGUGCUCUGGCUCAAGGACGUGCCCGACGAGGAGGAGCAGGAGAUUGAUCUCCCCAUUUGGAAAGGCGACUAUAAACGCGCCACGUCCAACUGCCUGGAGACGUGCGGCGACAAAAUGGGCACCUUGAAGCUCCGGCUGACGCUGUGGGCGGGCAUGGGCAGCGCGCACACGAGCUGGGCCAGCGGCAGCGAGCACUUGCGGCAAGUGGUGGAGGUGAUUGACACGGCGCGCGACAUUCUCCAGACGGACGACUUUGAGAGGAGCGCCGGCAUCGUGGACGCGGACACUGCGGCGGACUCGUCGGAUGACGACGGCCCCGACAAUAACGCGGACAAUGACGACGCAAAGAGCCAGCACCACAACCACCGGCACACGCGCCACGGGAGCCCCGGCGCCGGCCGGGACGCGGAGCUGCCCGACGGCAGCACCGCCGACAAGCAGAGCAUGCUGGACCAGGUGCGCGACUACAAGAAAAAGGCCAAGACGCUGCACCGUCAGCACCGGGGCAUCAUGCAGUGGAAGAUUCCGCGCACGGCCAAGUGGGUAAAGAACAAGCUGGGCCGGGUGGAAGACGGCGUGUCGGGUAUUUUUGAGCAUGAUGUGAAGCAAAGGGCGGAAAUUGAGACGGAAGUCUAA